Messenger RNA from Brassica napus (rape), 3144 nucleotides. Its product is annotated as NDR1/HIN1-like protein 3. The transcript has a single exon. Bases 630 to 1331 code for a protein of 233 amino acids. Lineage: Eukaryota; Viridiplantae; Streptophyta; Magnoliopsida; Brassicales; Brassicaceae. The record is from RefSeq and is a predicted model, not a curated record. Gene Ontology annotation, biological process: defense response to other organism.
UUAAAACUAAUAUAAGUCUAAAGUUUUAAAGAUAAAAAGUAUAAAUAUUUUAGUUGUAUAAUUAAAUUUUAUCUUUAAUGUUUAAUAAUUAUUGUUGUGGAGUCAAAUUUAUCUUUUCAAUGGGAUCAAAUACAAAUUUUACUUGAACAAAACAAUUUUUUUUGUAUAGUGUAGCCUGGAUAAAUAUUUUUUUUGGUCAAAGCUUGGAUAAAUAUAUAAAUGAAUAUUAUCUCAACCUUAUAUAGACAAAUUGAAUUGUAUUGCGCUUUACAAAUAUUCCAAAACUAGUUGCAAACGUACAAUGAAUGAAUGAAAACUGCUUAUGUUUCAGUUUGCUUCUUUUUUUUUUUGUUUUUGAGCAUCAGAUGUUUCAGUUUUUGCAUUUUCUAAAUUUUCAAGCUUCACAUUAUUAUUUUUCAUAAUUACAUGAUAAAUAUCAACCGCCUCUUUAACGAAUUCAGAUUCCUAAACGAACAAGGAUUAAUCCCAAUAUAUAUAUAUGGAGAUUAGAAAACAUUAUUUAGCACAUAUAUAUCUACAUAAUCCGUUGCCUUGUUGAUCAAGAAGACUCAACAAAAAGAAAAACAACCUACCUCACGUUUCUACUCUUUUAGAUUCCCUCUGAAACCAUGGCGGGCGGAUACGGACCUCCGAUCUAUCCUCAAGCACAAACCUACCACAGCCAAGCCCGACACGGCGGCGAAGUAGGUUGCAGCAUCUGUCGCUGCUUCUUAAACUGUCUCGGUUGCUGCGGCGGUUGCAUCUUAAGCAUCGUCUGCAACAUCCUCAUCGGUAUAGCCGUUUGCCUCGGAGUCGUCGCUCUGAUCCUCUGGUUCAUACUCCGACCCAACGUCGUGAAGUUCCAAGUCACGGAAGCUAAUUUGACGAGAUUCGAUCUCGAACCACAUAGCAAUAACCUCCGCUACAACCUCUCGUUGAGUUUCUCGGUUCGCAACCCUAAUCAACGUCUCGGGAUACAUUACGAUCGGUCAGAGGCGAGGGGUUAUUACGGCGACCAGCGUUUUGCUGCGGUGGAUAUGAAGUCGUUUUACCAGGGACGUAAGAGUACGAAGGAGAUUGGGACGGAGUUGAACGGAGAGAGUUUGGUUUUGCUAGGUUCCGGUGGCCGGAAGGAUCUCAGGGAGGAUAGGAAGUCUGGGGUUUACAGGAUCGACGUGAAGCUGAGGUUUAAGAUCAGGUUUAAGUUUGGGUUUUUGAACUCGUGGGCCUUUAAGCCCAAGAUUAAGUGUCAUCUCAAGGUUCCGUUGGGUUCCUCUGGUUCCAAGGGAGGGUUCCAGUUUCAUCCUACCAAGUGCCACGUUGACCUCUAAAACAAUUUCAGCAUUUGUUUUUCUACUUUUUUCUUUUUCUUCAUAUGUUUGUUUUUUUCCUUUUUAGUUUGCAGUUUCCAGUAUAUACAAGUUUUAGUUUAGCUGUGUUUCUUUACUAUGACUAUUCUACUUUUUUGUUGAGAAAAUUACUUCUUAGCUUUGAUAGUUUUAUUUGUAUUCAUUUGGCUUUGUCCUUUGCUUACUUCAUAUGUAUCAAGAUAUUUCAAACAAUCUUGGGUUAGUAUCUUGGUGUUAUAUCUUCCAAGCAGUACUUACUUGAUUUCAUUGUUUUCCUUCUAUAGUCCUUGUUAUAUUCACUAGAAAGUAGAAACAUUGUCAGUAGUUAGCCACAUUGUAUUGGGAAAUUAUCUCAGACUUUCCAAACCAUAAGUUGAAUACGUCUAUCAUCAUGUGAACUACUAUGCCAUUGGUAUUACCUCAGACAAACCAACUCCAACAGGAAUCUUUUUAGAAGUUAGUCAAAAGAAACAUCAAUGUCAUUUGUUUCAGGUUGAUGCGAUAUCCUGAAUAAACUAAUUACAUAUUUUUAUAUAUUAAAACAAACGUCGUGACUUCUUUCAUGUGUCAUUUUUUAAAAAAUGGACCCUCACUAGAAAUCACUUAUCAUCUUCUCUAUAGAAUUUUUUACAUCUAGAGACACUUUCUCACAUUCCAAUUACACUACAAGACACUUAUCACUUGAGACACACUUUAUUUUGUCAAAAAGUCUCUUAUGACCCUAAACUAAAAAAAUCUCUCUCCUCUUCUUAUUUCAUUUUAUUAUUUUUCUUAUUCUACUUUGCGUAUUUAUUUACUUUUAUCUCAAGUUCAAAAAUAUAUUAAACAAAAAUAAUUGUCAUAAUAAACUAUAUAUAAAAUUAUCUAUCUUUUAAGAUCCAUGUUCGUAUAUAUAUUAUAUAUAUUAAUGUGUAAACAAAAUGUGGACGUGGACAUCAAAACGUGGAUAACAGAAUUAUAAAUUAAUUAUGGACAUGAACAUCUUAACAGAAUUAUAAACUAGUUGUGGAGAUGAACAAUAUUCUUUCGAUUCCAUUCAUCAUCUCGGGAUCUAAAUUCAACUCUAAUCAAAAUUACAUUCAUCCACAUCAUGACAAAUGACAAAUUCCUUAGAUCAGAAAUCUCUGACAUACAAGAUCUAUUACUCUUCGACAAAAGGUAAACACUUCUUCGAUUUUUCUCACCGCUCAUACUCACAAUAUCAUAUCUUUCUCAUCUUGAUUGAAGUUUAAUUGCAGAUAAUUUAUCAAUUGAGCUGAAGAAGCCAAGUGUUUGUAUUAGAGAUAACAGAGUCCGUGUCCACGUUUUAUGGUAUAAUUUUAGUAACAUGAGUCCAUGUCCACGUAUUGUUGUAUAGUUUUAUGGAAUCAAAACAGAGAGUUUGUCCACGUUAUCUACUAUAAACACAUUAACAUUACAUAUCUACACGUUACUCAUCACUCAUCCACACAUCCACAAAUCACCCAACCACACAUCACUCGUCCACAAAUCACCCAUCCACAAGUGUCAUUUCCAUUAAGGGCAAAAUUGUCCACAAUCUGUUGAUGGCCCACAACAAAGUGUGUCACAUGUAAGAAGUGUAUCUGGAUGUAAUAGAAAGUCAAAAAGUGUCUCUUAGUGUAAUCAACUCUAUAUUAAAACAGAAGUCACAACCUCGAUUCAUGUGUGAUUUUUUUUAAAAAAUUGACUCUCACUAGAAAUCACUUAUCAUUCAUUUAUUACUAAUAAUAUGAAUUAAUAAUAUAUCAUUCCUAAUAGAACAUCGACUCCUAAAAACCCGGAUUGGUUUACAAAC